CUGGCCGAGAAUCCAUGCAUUCUGCGCAUUGAUUUGGACGGGGCAAACUUACAGAUUUGUAGUACAAUAUCUGCCACUUUAAGUUCAGUUAUCGUUAUCAAUUCAUUCCAUCAGAUGAUUAUUAAAGAGACAAGGCGCGUGUACAGCAGGUGGGUUUUGGACGAAGAAGUAAAUGAUCGAUCAUUGCUCGGUGAAGAGUUGAACGAGUAUUGCGCUCAGUACACGAUGUACCACGUGACUGAGAAAUGGGAACAGGUGACCGCUGAACAAACAGGCAGAACAUCGCCAAAUAGGGUGAGACGUCAGUCAGGGAGUGGUCUGAAUGGUACUAAACUGUGCCGCGGGGGAAUGGACCUGAAUAGCGCCCUGCAAGUAUGUCCCGAGCCCAAAAUGAAAUGCAACGAAAGGUUCAUGUGUUCACAGAUUAACAGGUGCGCAGAUUAUAGACCCCGGCGUCAGAUUUUCUCUCUCGGAUUGUUUGGACAUGGAUGGGGCAGUUGGGGCUGCUUCAGUCUUCACGACACCAGAAAAAUCAUCGAAUGUUGCAAUUAUGUUUGUAAUAAUGUUGAUAAUCCAACGACAGAAACAGUAGAAAAUAUAGGCUCAGAAGUUUUUCGGGGGCGUCUGUAAAUUUUCAGCCAGUGUUUGUUUAUCACGAAGGUUUACAGAAGUGCUUUGAAAAUUCUUAUUUUUCCGAAGCUAAAUUUAGCAUGUUAAUCCUAUUUUUCUAGAGAUACAGAGAAAACCAAGCAAAGCUAUCAUUUUGAACAGCUGGCUUCAAGUAAUUAAAAACACCUAGUUCCCCCA
Molecule: messenger RNA, 807 nt
Organism: Stylophora pistillata
Lineage: Eukaryota; Metazoa; Cnidaria; Anthozoa; Scleractinia; Pocilloporidae
Biological process (GO): negative regulation of amyloid precursor protein biosynthetic process
Cellular component (GO): extracellular exosome; Golgi apparatus; plasma membrane
Molecular function (GO): amyloid-beta binding
Source: RefSeq, a predicted model, not a curated record